Molecule: messenger RNA, 726 nt
Organism: Aureobasidium uvarum
Lineage: Eukaryota; Fungi; Ascomycota; Dothideomycetes; Dothideales; Saccotheciaceae
Source: the annotation of a GenBank genome assembly
AUGUCCUCGACCGACAGCUCGUCGCAAUACUACAACUCCUCAUUCCAGCAAUACGACUCGUCAACGCCGCCACCUCCGCCCCCAAAGCCUGGUACCCCAUCCAGAGGUCCCCCUCUACCUCCCCCACCAAACACCCAGCCACAACUGAAUCCGACCAAUGCCUAUGCAAAUACACAGAGCCAGAUAGCGCUUCCUGGACUCGGCUGGCUUCCUUCGAUUGUCCAAGAUCUUUCCACCAAUGACCUCAAACGACUGCUCGAGGAUCCCGACUUGCAAGCCACCCUGUUGAACGACCACGAGAACACGCAUCCAUCCAUUCCUGCUUCUCAGGAUGCUCUGCGCCGUAUUCUCGACUCCAAUCUCCAGAUGGCUUCCUCGCUGCAGCAAGUCGAGUCUCGUCUGGCCCACCAACGCCAAGCUACUCAAUCUCGUCUCAUUGCUCUCCGUGCCCUCGAACAGCAGCACAAGUCCAAGAUCGUCGAGACUGAAGACACUCUGAAAGGCUUCAGUCCAAUGGCUCUAUAUCAGCGCCUCAGUGCCAGUGCACAAGAACAAGAUGCUUUGGUAAAAGGCAUCGAAGACAGCUUUCUCGAUGACGGAGCUCUUGCGCCGGAUAGAGAGGUCCAGGAAUUUGUCCGUCGCUUGAGAGACGCCAAACGCGUCGCCUUUCUACGCAAUCAACGCAAGGAGCGUUGGGACGAAGGAAGAGUCGGCGGUUGGAGAUGA